UUCUGCGUCAUUAACACCACGCCCAGAAGAGGAGUGGUGUUAUACACACGUAUUCCUAGCUAUAGCCCUGGUCGCAGUUGAAUUGAAAAAGCCUGAACUGAUAGGCUCCAUUUUUGGAAGGACUCAAACUUUGUUGCUUGUCACUGGACUUUUGCAGCAGUUCAUUAAAUGCUGACUGGAAAUGAAGACAUAAAAUUAUGUGAGGAGCUCUACUCAUUCAACAAUCUUUGCACGUCGCCACCGGAUUCUGGGCGCAGCAUUCAGGAAUUUCCAGUUUUCCCAUAGUGCAUUUCAGCAGUUAAUAUAUUUCAUUGGCUUUGGUGUCAUACCUCUAUGGCGCGGACCUGUGUUUGGCAGUGGCCAGUAGUUAAAGUGUAUCUGAUACCUGUCAUUAUCAAGCUCCAGUGCUCUAGUUUCAGAGGGAAGAACCAUCCCAAAUUCAUUUCAGAAGUGACUCCAGGAUCAAAGCCAGUUUUUAGUGUAUCAUUCUUUUGAGGAUUGCUUAUGCCCUGUUCUGGCGUGAAAGAAAGAAAUGUAGAUGAUUGUAAGCUACCGGGGACAAUUUCUAGCCUCCACAUUUUUAUUAGAAUAACAAGUUUUCACAGUGGAGUUUGCAUGAGACAUCAUGGACAUUAAUGCUGUGAACGCACUCUCGUAUGAGGACUUUUUGGAAAUAUUUGGGAACGUGAUUGAGAAAUGUCCCAUCAUCCCAGCUGCGAUAUGGAUCCACCGUCCGUUCACAGGCCUAGCGGACAUUGAGGCUCACAUAUCCGACUUCAUCGACAGUCUACCUGAAUCAGGUAAAGAAGGAAUCCUCCGGUGCCACCCGGACCUGGCGGGCAGGGAGCUGCAGAGCGGCGCGUUAACCCGGGACUCGCAGGAGGAGCAGCGCGCGGCUGGCUUCACCGACCUGCAGCCUGCCGAGGUAUCGCGCAUGCGCAGCCUCAACUCCGAGUACAAGGAGCGCUUCGGCUUCCCGUUUGUCAUCUGCGCGCGGCUGAACACCAGACAGGACAUCAUGCGCGAGCUGCUUCAGCGCCUCGGCAACGACCGUGCGGCGGAGAGAGCGCGCGCCAUCGGCGAGGUGAAAAAGAUUUGCGCGCUGCGACUGCGCAACCUCGUGCUGUCCGACUCCGCAAACAAGCUCUGAGGUGACGAGCUUUGCGUGAACUCUGCGUGAAAACGGAAGGAAUGAUCACGUAUAAUGUAGAAUUUGCUUAGCAUUUACUUUUCUUUUAUUUGACUGUGAUCAGUGUGUCAUUUAUAAUGCUUACAAUGCAUCAUGUUCACAAUUCAUAAUGCACAAUAGAUAGCCAUAAAGUGUUAUGCAUUUUCAUAAAUAAUCAGGACAACGUGUAUAUUGUAUUUGAGAGUAUUAAAACAUGAUAUGAAUGUGUUCACACUUCAUUAUGAAUAUGACUUUAAUAGAAAAAGUUACCAAGUUGUAUAACUAAUCACUCAGGGAUUUUUUAAAAAUACUUUUUUUGUUGUUUUUUAAUAAACAAAAAUGUCCAUAUUUCAAACAGA
Molecule: messenger RNA, 1527 nt
Organism: Pangasianodon hypophthalmus (striped catfish)
Lineage: Eukaryota; Metazoa; Chordata; Actinopteri; Siluriformes; Pangasiidae
Gene: urad
Product: ureidoimidazoline (2-oxo-4-hydroxy-4-carboxy-5-) decarboxylase
Exons: 3
Coding region: 626-1150 (174 amino acids)
Biological process (GO): allantoin metabolic process
Molecular function (GO): carboxy-lyase activity
Source: RefSeq, a predicted model, not a curated record